This is a messenger RNA of Plodia interpunctella (Indianmeal moth), 1242 nucleotides long. RefSeq names its product Required for cell differentiation 1 (gene Rcd-1). The record is from RefSeq and is a predicted model, not a curated record. Lineage: Eukaryota; Metazoa; Arthropoda; Insecta; Lepidoptera; Pyralidae. Gene Ontology annotation, cellular component: P-body; CCR4-NOT complex; CCR4-NOT core complex. Bases 273 to 1178 code for a protein of 301 amino acids. The transcript has 2 exons. Gene Ontology annotation, biological process: negative regulation of translation; mRNA catabolic process.
UUUAAUCGGGUUCUGUCUGUCAUUUCUAAAAUUCUGAAGGUGGACGCUUUUUGCAAUGCAAAUCGUGUGAAAAUUGUGAUUUUCAUUAAAAGAUUAAAGAUUUUUCUACCUGUUCUAAGUUGAAUUUAUAUGGGUCUGUACGUGGGCAGUUAGAAACAUUAUUGAUAACGUCAAACAUACAAUGAUUUUGACCAUUCAUGCAGCUAACGUGUAUAGUAUAGUAAAUUUUACAAGAAUAAAGUGACAAUUUGUUGUAAAACGAAGGUAAUUCAAUGAAUAAUAUGAGUGCACAGCAGAGCCCGGCGAACAUGCAAGCCGUCGUGGAUAGGGAAAAGAUAUACACGUGGAUUUUGGAGCUAUGCAAUCCAGAGACUCGGGAAAACGCGCUUCUGGAGUUAAGCAAAAAACGAGAGGUGGUACCGGAUCUGGCGCCCAUGCUUUGGCAUAGUUUCGGCACCAUUGCCGCUCUGCUACAAGAGAUCACCAACAUCUACGUGGCUAUGAUACCGCCAACCUUAACAGCACACCAGAGCAACCGUGUUUGUAACGCGUUGGCCUUAAUGCAGUGCGUCGCUUCGCACCCCGAGACUAGAUCUGCAUUCCUUCAAGCCCAUGUCCCGUUGUUCCUAUAUCCUUUCCUUCACACUGUCUCAAAAACCCGUCCUUUUGAGUACUUGAGACUGACCAGCCUUGGUGUUAUUGGAGCUCUAGUAAAAACGGAUGAGCAAGAGGUGAUCACAUUUUUGCUGACUACUGAAAUCAUCCCACUAUGCUUACGCAUCAUGGAAAAUGGAUCUGAGCUGUCCAAAACUGUAGCAACAUUCAUUUUACAGAAGAUAUUGUUAGAUGACAGCGGUCUAUGUUACAUUUGUCAGACUUAUGACAGAUUUUCGCAUGUGGCUAUGAUUCUUGGCAAAAUGGUAUUAUCUCUCGCCAAGGAUCCAUCUGCUAGGCUCUUAAAACACGUUGUACGCUGCUACCUUCGCUUGUCAGAUAAUCCUAGGGCUCGUGAAGCACUUCGACAAUGUCUUCCAGACCAGUUGCGAGAUGCGACCUUCACUGCAUGUCUCCAAGAAGAUAAUUCUACAAAGCACUGGUUGGCACAGCUUAUAAAGAAUUUGGAAGCUCAGCCUCCGCCUGCUAGUCCCGCUCAGCCAAAUAUGUACAAAACAAGAUGAAAAACACUAAUUUUGUAUGCCGAUGUAGAGGACUGAAAUAGGAAUAAACUUUUUAUUAUUUGGA